GGAAAAGAAAGGUAAAAACAUGGCGGCCCACAGUCAAAUGUCACAUUAUUUCGUGUGCUGAAAACAAACAGCGAAUAACAUCUGUGUUUUGAAGUAUCUGGCGCUUAAACAAGUUGACACGGCUGCGGGGAUUUUAACUUGACUUCGUCGGAGGAUAAUCGAGUAUACAAGAUGGUCCAUUUAUCGUCACUCCUCCUAAAGAAGUACCAUGGAGGUUAUGUUGUCAUCCGACUGGCUCUUGCAGGUCACAAACAGGCGAACAGACCCUUUUAUCGCAUUGUAGCAGCUUUCAAUAAGAGGGCAAGAGAUGGGAAAUACAUUGAGCAGCUGGGUACCUAUGACCCUCUCCCCAAUAUCUACAACGAGAAACUUGUUGGCUUCAACUACGACCGCAUUAAGUACUGGAUUGGUUGUGGCGCACACCCUACAAAAUCUGUGUCCAAGCUUCUAGGGUUGGCAGGAUUUUUCCCUCUCCACCCCAUGACGAUAACGGAAGCAGAGCGUCGUAAAGCUCGAACCGAGUCGACACAAAUGGCAAAGGAAGGUACAGAGGAGGGACAGAUGCAGGCAGAAGUAUGAGAAUAAGAACAGGGGACUGUGUGUGACUUUGGAGAACAAAAGUAUGUCCUGGUUAUUUUCGAAAGUGAACUGAUUGAUUUGUUUCCUGAGUUGGGGGGGGUGUUAGAAGUGACAAGUUAAAGUCAUCAUUGGUGGUAACGGGGACACACACACACACACACACACCAUUGCCUCCUAAAAUGUCUUCAUAUGUUUAAAUGUAGGGUGAUAUUACAGGCGGUUGUUUCUACUUAAUGUUCCGUGUCAUUAAAUUGAAGUAUUUGAAUGCUA
Molecule: messenger RNA, 849 nt
Organism: Solea senegalensis (Senegalese sole)
Lineage: Eukaryota; Metazoa; Chordata; Actinopteri; Pleuronectiformes; Soleidae
Gene: mrps16
Product: mitochondrial ribosomal protein S16
Exons: 4
Coding region: 172-579 (135 amino acids)
Biological process (GO): mitochondrial translation
Cellular component (GO): ribosome; mitochondrial small ribosomal subunit
Molecular function (GO): structural constituent of ribosome
Source: RefSeq, a predicted model, not a curated record